CAGCGCCCGCCCCUUCCGGGUGUCGGCGCGGCGGCGGGCGCAGCAUGAGGCGGGUGACGCUGUUCGUCAACGGCAGCGCCCGCAACGGGAAGGUCGUGGCUGUGUAUGGGACUCUCUCAGAUUUGCUCUCUGUGGCCAGCAACAAGCUCGGGAUAAAAGCCACCAGCGUUUACAACGGGAAAGGAGGGCUGAUUGAUGAUAUUGCUUUGAUUAGGGAUGAUGAUGUUUUGUUUGUCUGUGAAGGGGAGCCCUUCAUUGAUCCUCAGACUGAUGGGAGAGCUCAGGAGGAGCUGACAGGCUCUCACACAGACUGGCUGACUCUCAAUGUGGGAGGCAGAUAUUUCACCACCACCCGGAGCACUUUGGUUAACAAAGAACCUGACAGUAUGUUGGCACACAUGUUCAAAGACAAAGAUGCUUGGGGGAAUAAGCAAGAUCCUAGAGGAGCUUUCCUCAUUGACCGCAGUCCUGAGUAUUUUGAGCCCAUUUUGAACUAUUUGCGUCACGGACAGCUCAUUGUAAAUGAUGGCAUUAAUUUGCUAGGGGUUUUGGAAGAAGCCAGGUUUUUUGGGAUCGACUCCCUCAUUGAACACCUGGAAGUUGCUAUUAAGAACUCCCAGCCAGCUGAGGAUCACUCUCCCAUCUCUCGGAAGGAGUUUGUGCGAUUCCUGCUGGCCACGCCCACCAAGUCGGAGCUGCGCUGUCAGGGUCUGAAUUUCAGUGGAGCCGACCUUUCCCGCCUGGAUCUUCGCUACAUCAACUUCAAGAUGGCAAAUCUGAGUCGCUGCAACCUGGCCCAUGCCAACCUGUGCUGUGCCAACCUGGAGAGAGCUGACCUGUCUGGAUCUGUGCUGGAUUGUGCCAACCUGCAGGGCGUGAAGAUGUUGUGUUCCAAUGCAGAGGGAGCAUCCCUCAAAGGCUGCAACUUUGAAGAUCCAUCAGGCCUUAAAGCUAAUUUGGAAGGUGCCAACCUGAAGGGUGUGGACAUGGAGGGCAGUCAGAUGACCGGGAUUAACCUGAGAGUGGCCACACUGAAAAAUGCCAAACUAAAAAACUGCAACCUCAGAGGAGCCACACUGGCAGGGACUGACCUGGAGAAUUGUGACCUGUCAGGUUGUGACCUACAAGAAGCAAAUUUGAGGGGAUCUAAUGUGAAAGGAGCCAUCUUUGAGGAGAUGCUGACACCCCUGCACAUGUCCCAGAGUGUCAGAUAGGGGCCAGAACACGCUGGAGAGGAAGGAAUCCAAACAUUCAUCGUGACUUUCUUCACCUCCUCCCCUUCCUGAGUUCAAGUUAUGGUUUUUAGCCACCUUACAUUUGCAGUAGUGCCUAGGUAAACUCUUUUUGGAUCACUUUUGGGGAGGGAAUUUUUGUUUUUAGAGGUACCAACAGAGAGUUUGUACCUCUGUGAGCAGAGUGAGGAAGUGACCAGAGUGUGGCUGGUAUGGGGGGGAAAGGGUUCAAUGGUUUCAUUGUUUAGCAUUGCCUCACUUUGGAAUGCAUUUUAAUUUAUAAAGCACAAUAUAUGCAAUUCUAUUUAUUAAAUCUGUAGCUGCAAUAUGAAUAGAAAAUGUUACUCCUGUACAGUAGCAACCAAGUUGAGGUUUACAGGUUUUUAUUUCCAGUCUGUGUCCAUGCCAGGGGGGGCUCAGUGUCCCCAGGGGUGCUCAGGUCUCUGCUGGGGUGGAAGCUGAUGGGAACAUCCCUGCUCAGAAAUUGGAUGUCUUUAAUUAAUCCUCUCCAAAUGAGUGUGGAGGUGCACUGUCAAUCCCAGCUGGUGAGAAAAAUCCUGUUUUCACAUGUCCUGCCCACUCCAGGCUGGAGUUCCUGCAGAGCUUUCACCCUUGGUGGUGAAUUGAGUGCAGAAAGUGCAGAGCUGUCAGCAGAGCAGAGAGAGGCAGAGGGGCCCCAGCUCCAGCUGCACCCUCCCCUCAUCACCUCAGCAGCUGAAUCUUGCCCUGUUUCCCCUCCAUCUACUAUGCAAAGACUCCCUGAAAGCUCCCUGGGUUUCAUCCUUUUCCCAGCUGCAUCUCCCUGUUCUGUGGCUGGAAAAUCAUCUUGUGCAGGAGCUGCAGGGUGGGGCAGAGGCCUCAGCACCCCUGGGUGUGGGUCAGGAGCUGCUCCCUGCAGGACCCACAGAGUUCUCAGCUCACACCAACAUUUAUGUUACAAUCAAAAAGCACAUGAAGACAUACCAAAAAAAAAAAAAAAAAAAAGAGAGAAAAAAGGUGCAUCAAGAACUUACCUCAGAUGCUUAAACCACCCCAAAGUUCAAACCUUGAAUUUAAGGAAAGCAAGCUGUAGAAACAGAAAGGAGGAGUGAGAACCAGUGGAUCCCAGCUGGAGUUCCACAGUUCUUCAGGGGUUUUUGUCUCUCCCUUGCAGUGCAAUUUCUGUCAUCUUGUUGUCUCAGUUGUUGUUACAAAAAUGCUGCUUUGCCACCAGUCUGGGAGGAUCAGUGGUGAUGUUUUUUUUGGGGGGAAUUGCAGGACUCUCCCUCUUUUUUGAGUUGUUUGACUCAGAUGAGUGAUGGCUCAAAAUCCCAGAGCCACAAGGGUCAGAAUUGGGAUUAAUUCCUGCAGACCCCUCUGGAUCAGGCUCUAGGACAACACUAGAUCCUUGGAGAAAUAAUCUGUAAAUUCCAGGGAAAUGUUGCAGUGUGACUUUGGGGUCCUUUCUCCCACCUCAUGGCUUUCAGUGGGAAUGUUGUGUCUGUUGCAGUAGAAGAUUCUUAGGGCUAGAGAAACAAAUGAAUUAUUUUUCUUUAUCAUAUUUUGUAGCUGGCAGAAGUAAAAUUAUUGUAUUGAAAUAUAUAUAUAUAUAUAUAUAUAUCUAUUUUCAUAAUCACUGUGUAUAAAAUCUCUUUGAACUUUCACUGAAGCACUAUGGAAUAAUCACAGCAUGUGGCACCAUCAUUCACAGCUGGAUUUUAGGAACUUCUUUUGCCAGGACAGAGCUGUGUGAAGAGCCCUGUGCUCAAUUUGCAGGUUCCAGCUUAUUUAAGUUGCAUUAAUAAAAAGUGUGAAAGAGAAAA
Oenanthe melanoleuca is the source of this 3034-nucleotide messenger RNA. RefSeq names its product potassium channel tetramerization domain containing 9 (gene KCTD9). Gene Ontology annotation, biological process: protein homooligomerization; intracellular signal transduction. Gene Ontology annotation, molecular function: protein binding. The transcript has 12 exons. The record is from RefSeq and is a predicted model, not a curated record. Bases 45 to 1214 code for a protein of 389 amino acids. NCBI's taxonomy places the organism in Eukaryota, Metazoa, Chordata, Aves, Passeriformes, Muscicapidae.